Molecule: messenger RNA, 675 nt
Organism: Astrephomene gubernaculifera
Lineage: Eukaryota; Viridiplantae; Chlorophyta; Chlorophyceae; Chlamydomonadales; Astrephomenaceae
Source: the annotation of a GenBank genome assembly
CUGGUCUGGUACAGCGCGGUUACAGUGGAACGUUUGUAUCGACGAUGCGGUUGUGAACUCGUAAUACCGGUAGACGUCCAUGUCAUCGUAGGAAAAUGUCUUCACUUGACUCAGUUGCCUAAGGAUUAUUUGAACCAGGCGCUAAUGUCAGAACAGCAAGCGGCGAAAGUCCCGACCAUAGCGAGGUGGCUGGUGAUGCCUGUUUUGCGGAGCUUCAAGAGCUUAUUGACUCCGGUCAAGAUGAUGAUAUUCCUGACGAGAUUCUAGCAAGCCUUCACAUGCUCUACGGCAAGAACUUUGCCAAGGCCCUGGAAGUGGUGGACGGUGGAGGCAUUGUUUGUUACGUAGGAGAGGAGACCGGACGCAAGGUGUACAAGGUGCCUGGCAAGCGACCCGCGGACCAAUACAUUGUGUUUCCUGCUCACUACUGCUCGUGCCAGUCCUUCUUAUACGACGUCGUGGGCAGGAGCGAGGCUGUCUGCUGCAAGCACCAAUUGGCUGCGAGGCUCGCAACUGUCCUCAAUCGUGCCACGGUGAUUCAAACAUCGGAUGUUACAGUUGCCCACAUGUUACUAGAGCAGUGCGCCUAGACCUGGCAUUCGCUCUCGGUUACGUGGAAAGCCUGCCGUGCUCAACGGGACGUACUGAUGUGCGAUUGUAACAUCGGAAGCAACA